This is a messenger RNA of Mesorhabditis spiculigera, 864 nucleotides long. The record is from the annotation of a GenBank genome assembly. NCBI's taxonomy places the organism in Eukaryota, Metazoa, Nematoda, Chromadorea, Rhabditida, Rhabditidae.
AUGCGGGGGUGUGUAUUUUUGCUGUUUGCAAUUUUUGCGAAUCUCCUCUACCCUCCCGUUGCCCCGGCGACACUGCGCAUUCUUCGGGCGUCCUUUGGCACAGAGACCGUCCACCAGAAUGUGCUCGACCCGGCGCGAUACCAGACUCAGAUGAGCGGGGUAGCGCUGGAUGCUGAGCUCUACCCAACCAUUGAAGCCGCCCUGGAGCUGAUCACCGAUGGAAAAAGUCACCUCUGCUCCCACAAGGGCAUCCAUUCCCCACUCGGCCUGGCAGAUACGGAAGGCGAAAAAGUUGAGAAAUGGGCAGACCUCGAGUCAAAGUCCUGCCUGGCGCUGCAGACCCACGAAAAGCAUCUGUUUAUGGGAUGCGCGUUUGGGACCUCAGACGACCGAGCCCCCUUCCAUCUACUGCCCAACUCGGACAAGGACUCGCUGAUCGACUUAUUAUUGGGUUCCCUCCCCGUCAACCCGAUCACCCCCAAAAAAGAAGGCGAGAUGCAGUGCGCCCUCUACUCGUUCCAGUACAAGGAACAACUUGUAAUUCAGGAUCGUAUCUGCUGCUGGGGCGCCGAGUGCGUGACCAUCUACUACGAUCAGCCCGGCUCGAACCCGUGGCCCGUGAUCCGGCACGUCGUCCCACCCGCCUGGGUCGGAUUCGAGUGCAAGCCGACCGAGGUGAAGCGCAUCAAGCUGAGGUACAAAUCCAACUCGCGGCUGGCCAACAAGCAGUACGAGCUGGACGCGCCGGACGAAGGGCCCGACUACGAACUCUUGGCCCUGCUGGCCCUGGUGGGCAUCCUCUUCGCGCUGGCCGUGGUCGUCGUGUUUGCCGGCUUUCUGCUCUGGUUCUGGGCCAGCACCCUG